AUGGACUGCUUUUGUAAGCGUCUGAGGACAUCGGACUAUGACAGGUUGACUGACGAAGAGCCAGGGCGGCUGGAAUUACGACGAGCUCGUCCAUCAGGCCAAGCAAAGCGGUCUCGUGUCUCUGCCAACACAGCACCAUCUGCGAAACGACUCCGACUAUCUCGAGGUUCGACGACUGCGUCACGUUCGACGAACUCGGAUGUGACAGAAAUAGACGAAGCACCCUGCCGUGUGGAGCAACUUGCUGCGCCACGAGCGUCAGGACAUCUCGAUGUAGAUGAACCAUCCCAUGACGAAAAUGAGACUUGUUCACAGGCUGUCCCGAUCAUAUCGCCAUCGACUCUAACAGACUUAGUGAACGACACUCACAGCUUCCAACAAUCCGAUACACUCGCAGAAGACAAAGCCUGGCAAAAGGUUGUGUGCAGCAUCCAGAGCAUAGUGGAUACGAUUGAGAUACACAAAGAUGCCUGGAUCAGGUCAAGCUGUACUUUUACCGCUCUUGCCGGUUCGAGUGAGAGGGCAUCGAUGGUCACACGAAGUUCAGACGACUCUUCUGAGGCAACCAUAUCUGAACUUGCGGAUACCUUCGCACAGGUUGAGGGCGAUACCCAUCAACGUCACAUCUUCAAGAAGCUUCUGGCCUAUACUGUGAUAACUCUGUGGGCUGGGAAACAUUUCAUUAGCAGCAAGGGUGUCAGGAAGCUGAGGACAUAUGGUAGUACAGCACGUAAUAUAGUUGUCGCUGCUGACAAUGUUCCAAGCAUACUGCUGCUAGCACCCCCGUUAUGGAUGAAAAACCAUUCGGAGGAAAAGAUUUUUGCCAAAGUGUCAAAGCUCAAGCAGUCUGCAGUCAUCCCUCCGUAUCUAGAGAAAUUCGAACCACUUGCAAAGAAGCUACUCGAGAACUUGGAGAGAGGUUGGGAUGUCCAUUCCCUUACUUGGGCCAAGUCGCUAACGUCACUCAGGUCUCAAAGACAUCGAAUUAAGGGUCCCUAUCUUGGCUGUUCGAGCACCAUCACCCUAAUAAAUUCACCAUGUAUCGAAGGAGAAUCGCCUUGGAUUCAACCACGGAACGGAGGUGCAGGACCUACACUCGAUGCGGUACCUGCAGGUGAGUCAGACGUGGUCCUCAAAGCACAGUCACAUCGAGACAAAGGCAGUGCAAAUUUCGACCCAGCAGUACCUCCCUCGCUUAAUAUCCCACGACCAGGUCCAUGGAUACAGUCCCAACCUGAGUUCCCACUAGUCUCCUCAUGUACGCCUCGAAGCGGCAUCGAAGGCAUGAUUCACUCUUCGUCUGACCCAACGCUGGGAGAAGUACCUGGUCGCUACGCUGAUGGAUCGGAUUUUGUGAAUACUUUUGUGUUGAUUGACAUGAUCUGA
Molecule: messenger RNA, 1386 nt
Organism: Aureobasidium namibiae CBS 147.97
Lineage: Eukaryota; Fungi; Ascomycota; Dothideomycetes; Dothideales; Saccotheciaceae
Exons: 3
Coding region: 1-1386 (461 amino acids)
Source: RefSeq, a predicted model, not a curated record